AUGAAGUUCACAUCGACUCUUCUUAUUCUUGCUAGCGCAGGUGCUGUAGUAGCCUCGCUCCCCAAUGCGGGGAUGCCACUCGUUGAACGCGAUGAAAUUGUGGGCAAGAAGGGACUGGAGGCAACCAAGACAAACCCUCGAGUGAAGAGAGCAGACGGAACUUUCAAUCUGGUUCCACGACAGACACAAACGAAGCAAGCCAGAAUGGACUCGGAUGAUGAUGAUGAUGCAGGCCCCUUCAAGGAGAAACGCGCCGAAGAAGCAGUCCAAGAGAAGCGUGACGAGCUGACGCCGACGAAAACGAACCCUCGGGUGAAGAGAGCCGAUGGCACUUUCAAUCUCGCUCCAAGGCAGUCUAUCACAGGGAAAGCCAAGGCAUAG
This is a messenger RNA of Colletotrichum paranaense, 381 nucleotides long. RefSeq lists its product as uncharacterized. NCBI's taxonomy places the organism in Eukaryota, Fungi, Ascomycota, Sordariomycetes, Glomerellales, Glomerellaceae. The transcript is spliced from 2 exons. The coding region runs from base 1 to 381 and encodes 126 amino acids. The record is from RefSeq and is a predicted model, not a curated record.